AUGCCACAGUCUAGACACCGCCACAUCUUCACCCUGGCAUGUGGCGGUGAGUUCGGGAUGACGUCAUAUCUGUUCCUCCAGCAAAUCAGCUUCACAGCUACCUCAGCCCUACAGGUUCCUUUCAGUCUAAGUCGUGACGUCGUGGCCAAGAUCACGAUGAAACGCAUUAAUUCUCCUGCAGAUGACAAUGUCCCUAUUUAUAUCUUCAUCCUCCUCUUUGCAAUUCUCCUUUUCAGUCUCCUGGCCACCACCGAUUUUAAACGUUCUCCCAACCCUGAACAAUAA
Penicillium vulpinum is the source of this 285-nucleotide messenger RNA. RefSeq names its product Branched-chain alpha-ketoacid dehydrogenase kinase/Pyruvate dehydrogenase kinase N-terminal. NCBI's taxonomy places the organism in Eukaryota, Fungi, Ascomycota, Eurotiomycetes, Eurotiales, Aspergillaceae. The coding region runs from base 1 to 285 and encodes 94 amino acids. The transcript has a single exon. The record is from RefSeq and is a predicted model, not a curated record.